This is a messenger RNA of Brassica oleracea var. oleracea, 645 nucleotides long. RefSeq lists its product as uncharacterized. The coding region runs from base 1 to 645 and encodes 214 amino acids. The transcript has a single exon. NCBI's taxonomy places the organism in Eukaryota, Viridiplantae, Streptophyta, Magnoliopsida, Brassicales, Brassicaceae. The record is from RefSeq and is a predicted model, not a curated record.
AUGCCUGACGCUCAACCUAUCUUGAGUUCAGAGGUUGAUGAUACUUAUGUUUGGGUCACUAAUGGUCAGAAUGGUUCAGAGACAUUCUCCACUAGUGAGACUUGGAGGACUCCAUUUCCUAGUACGGUGGAGGUAUUUUGGCAUGAAGUGGUUUGGUUCUCAGGCCGUAUUCCGAAACAUGCAUUCCUAUCGUGGGUGGCAGCAAGAGAUAGGAUGGUUACAAGAGAUAAGCUCAUCAGUUGGGGACUAGCAGUGCCGGCGACUUGUGUGCUGUGUGUUGGUCACAAUGAAAAUAGACAACACUUGUUUUUUGACUGUGACUUCAGUAAACAGGUGUGGUCUUUCUUCACUUCUAGACUGCAGUUGGUACCUCCAAUCCUUUUCGAAGAUGGAUUAAGAUGGUUGAAGAAUCCAGCGAGGGAAAAGAAUGUUAAGUUGAUUGUAAGGUUGCUUCACCAAGCUUGCCUUUAUCUCAUUUGGAAGGAGAGAAACUCAAGAGUACACACUGCUGUUGCUCGUCCACCUGAGGCCAUUAUUGCUGAAAUUAAGCAAAUCAUUAGGCUUAGGCUGGAUCCGCUAGCUCGGGCCCAAACGCUAGCUCACGGAGAAGAUUCGGUCCUCGCUGUGUGGUUUUCUAUUUUCUAG